AUGACUAACGCUCCUAGUACAAUAAAUAUUGACGAACUUUUCAACGUUAGUUCAGAUAAUGAGAAUGAUAAUUCGGAAUUACAAAAUGGCGAAAGCAAGAAGAAAACCAAAUUAAGCGAAGUUAAUGUUCCGACUACUCCGGAGAUUGUGAACCAGGCAUUAACUGCUCGUAAAUAUCAAAUUGAGCUGUACGAAAAAGCUAAGAAUGAUAAUGUAAUAGCAGUUUUGGAUACUGGAAGCGGAAAAACUUUCAUUGCUGUAAUGUUAAUAAAAGAAAUUGCAACAAAUGAGCGGGAGCUUAGGAUGACUAGACGAGAGACCAAACUCACAUUCUUUCUGGUAAAUCUCGUACCUCUGGUUUUUCAACAAGCCAGCGUGAUCAAUGCAAAUUGCGAUUUAAAAGUUAAGCACUUUUGUGGAGAAAUGGGUGUCGAUUUAUGGAGUGAAAAACAAUGGCGAAAUUAUUUUGAAAAUUUUGAUGUAUUAGUUAUGACUGCACAAAUUUUUUUAAAUAUUCUACGUCACGGAUUCAUUUCCUUGACACAGGUUAAUCUAUUAGUUUUUGAUGAGUGCCAUCACGCUUCGAAAAAACAUCCAUAUAACUUAAUUAUGAGAGAGUUUUAUGAUCGAUGUCCUGAAGAACAAAGGCCAAAAAUAUUCGGUAUGACGGCAUCUCCUGUAAAUACCCGUAGUACUCUUCAUUCUGCCAGUAGUCACCUUGAGCAUAAUCUAAAUGCUAAAGUAUUCACGGCUAGUGAUACUGAUGAACUUCGUAGAUUUAUCAAUCGUCCUGAGGAGAUAGCAAUAAGAUAUGACCCUCCACCAGAAUACGAAGAAACUGUACUUUACAAGUCACUUUGGAAAGAAUGUCUUGGUGCAGAGAAAUUUCAAAGAGCGUUUGGAAGUGCUGUACAAGCUCUCCAAGUUCUUGGCCCUUGGUGUUCGGAUCAGGUCUGGAAAUAUAUAUUGGAUGAAUUAAAUGAAAAUAAAUGUGAUGCAAAGUUAUUAGCUCCAGAGUUGAUUAAUAAUGUGGAUUUACAAGAAGAACAACGUCUAAUGCAAAAGGUGUUAGAUAUUGUCCGCGAUUGGUCUUUUCCACCCCCUAUAUGCGAUCCUAAUAUUCUAUCCCCAAAAGUCAUAAAAUUGAUAAAAGUUUUGGAUUGUUUUCAAAAACAGUCUGAUGAAUUUUGUGGCAUAGUAUUUGUUGAACGUCGUCAUACUGCUAAUGUGUUGCAUUAUUUAUUGGAAGAGAUUGGUACUUUAGAUUUUAUAAAAUCUGAUGUCUUGGUUGGGCAUGGUUCUAGUGAAGAAGGAGACUUGCAAAUGAAAUUCAAGAAACAGAACAAAACUAUUAACUCGUUUCGCGAUGGAAAAAUCAAUUUAUUAAUUGCCACUAAUGUAGCAGAAGAAGGUUUAGAUAUCCAACCCUGCAAUGUCGUUAUUAGGUUUGACUUCUUUAAUACAUUGAGAGCUUAUAUUCAAUCUCGAGGCAGGGCUCGCCGUAAAGAUUCAAAGUAUAUUGUAAUGGUAGAAAGUGGAAAUCUUAAAGAACAUGGUUUACUCAGAGAAAUGCGAAAAGCUGAGAGCGAUAUGAAGGCUUGUUAUGAAUCAGCUGUUUCGUUAAUCGGUUAUUAUUGUUCAAGGCUUCCUGCAGACAGUUAUUGUAUGUUGCAACCGGAUUUUACUUUUACAAAAGAAUACGUUGGAUAUACUUGUAAUCUUAAAUUACCAAAUAAUGCACCAAUUCGUGAAGUUAUUAGUGAAGUUUGUAGUAGUAGAAGUAAAGCAAAAAAAGCUGCUGCGUUUAAAGCUUGUCUACAAUUAUACGAAAAAAAGGCAUUAGAUGAUCAUCUAUUACCAGAAGAAGUAUGGAUCGAAGAAGAUCAUGAAAUGACAAAACCGUCCAAGGAUGAACAUGGUUUGGUUGAAGGAGCAAAAAAAUCUAAGAGAGAGUAUCUCUUGAAAUCUCCAGACUUAUGGACUAUUGAAGAAGAUCAGCCCAAAAUUCCAGAAGAACUUUAUGGCACUAUUCUAAAGUUAGACAUGGAAGAUGAAAAGUAUGACGGAUACUCAUAUCGCACCCUAUGUUUAUUAACACGUAAACGAUUUCCGGAAACUCCACCAAUUACGUUAUAUUUCCACGGAAUUAAUAAAGUACUUAAUUUGUUUCCUUAUUCGACUCCAAUUAAAGUCAGUCUUGAAAAAAAGGAAAUAGCUUUUAAAUUUACUUUGCGCACAUUUACCUCCAUAGUCAACAAAGAGUUUAUUUGCGAAUUCGAAAAUUUCCCAUACCUUGUCGUACCACUUGUUAGAAAUACGCCUAUAAACGAGCAAACACUUGAUUUCAUUGAUUGGGAAAGUAUGGAAAUAGCUGUUAACGAAAAACAUGCACCUAUUGACCUUAAUAAAGUAUCUGACAUGGAGGAUGCUGUAAUAAUCGAUUAUUCCGACAACUUACGGCGCUAUUUUGUUCAAUCUAUUCGACAUGACCUUUCUCCACUGUCCCCUAUUCCGGAGGGAAUGGUUUUACGUGAAGUUGGUUGUAAAAAUUUUGCAGAAUAUUAUAAAAAGUCAUUUGACUUAGAUAUGAAACAUCCGGAACAACCCUUAUUUCAAGUUCGUAAAAUUUCAAAGGUUAUGAAUUUUUUACAACCCGUACCUGGAGCAAUACCAACAUUAAAAGGUAGAACAGCCACCUUUGUGAUUCCGGAAUUUUGUAAAGAAUAUACAAUUACUGCUUCCAUCUUUAGAUCCGCCCUUAUGUUACCUGCUAUUCUCACUAGAAUUAAUUCUCAACUUUUAGCAUUAGAAUUAAGAUUAAAAAUGGAUUUGCCUAUUAGAGAUGACUUAUUAUUAGUGGCAUUAACGACUCCAUCCGCUAACAUGGAAAUGAAUUACGAACGUCUCGAAACGUUAGGUGACUCAUUCUUAAAAUUUUGUGUGACGAUAAGGUUGUAUGUCAUGUUUCCUGAUAAACAUGAAGGUCAACUUCAUUGCCAACGUAUUAGAAUUAUUUGUAACAAGCAGCUUUAUCGAAGUGCAAAGAAACUGCAUAUCUACGAAUACAUAACGUCACUCCCAUUCAAUCGCAGAGCUUGGAGACCAACCAACAUGAUUACCACAGUUGAUGAACCUGAGAUGUUGGAGCAGUUAAAGAAACAUGGUUUAGCUGACAAAACCCUUGCUGAUGUUAUAGAAGCAAUGUUAGGCGCUGCUUAUUUGAGUGGUAAUGUGGAUGCUGCUCUAAAAUGUGCUGCGGCUGUGGAAGUUCCAUUCGAUGAUAUUACAGAAUGGGAUCAUUUUCAUCAAAAGAAUAAAAACCCUCCACGCGUUAAUCAAAAAGCUCUUAAGUGUGUGGACGUUGAAAAAGUUGAAAAGAUUUGUGAACAUACAUUUAAAAAUAAAAUUUUAAUUGUAGAAGCACUCACUCACGCUAGUUUACCCAACUCUUCAACUUCAUGUUAUCAACGUCUUGAAUUUUUAGGUGAUGCUAUAUUGGAUUUCAUGACGGUCAAAUAUUUAUUUGAAAAAUAUCCUAAUGGGACACCAGGAAUGAUCACAGAUCUAAAAGAUGCAUCUGUUAAUAAUCAGUUCCUUGGAGCUGUUUGUGAAGUAAUAGGACUUCAAAGACAUAUUAUUCAUUUCUCGCCAAAGUUGAUGGCAGGCAUGACCGAUUUUGUAAAUAUUGUAGAUGGAAUGCGAAAUAAGGGUGAAGCUGUUGGAGAAUAUUGGAGCGACUUGGACGUCCCAAAGGUUAUGAGUGACGUUGUUGAAAGUAUGUUGGGAGCUGUUUUCGUGGAUUCAGAGUUUGAUCCAGCUGCGCCGCAGAGAUUAUUUGAUAUUUGGAUAAAACCCAUUUUAGAUGUACACGUUACUCCUGAAACGUUGAAAGUUCAUCCGGUGAAGAAAUUAACAGAAUAUAUGCAAAAAAUAGGAUGCACCAGUUUGUUGUUGAGAAAUCAUACUUCUGAAGAAAAAGAGACAGAAUCUCAACGUUGUACUAUUUUUAUUCAUGAUUCGCCAGUAUCACAUGGGAAGUCAAAUAAUAUUCGUGCAGCAAGAAAGAUAGCAGCUCAAGCGGUUUAUGAUAAAAUCGAAAAUGAACCAGGAUACCUUGAAAGUGUAUGCUCGUGUUCAGCUCUUCCUAAAGAUGAUAAAUUACUUAAUGAAGAUGACGAUGAUGAAGAAUUGUUGGAUUAA
This is a messenger RNA of Funneliformis mosseae, 4200 nucleotides long. The record is from the annotation of a GenBank genome assembly. Lineage: Eukaryota; Fungi; Glomeromycota; Glomeromycetes; Glomerales; Glomeraceae.